Molecule: messenger RNA, 4141 nt
Organism: Scomber japonicus (chub mackerel)
Lineage: Eukaryota; Metazoa; Chordata; Actinopteri; Scombriformes; Scombridae
Product: ELKS/Rab6-interacting/CAST family member 1-like
Exons: 22
Coding region: 578-4015 (1145 amino acids)
Biological process (GO): regulation of synaptic plasticity; neuromuscular synaptic transmission; maintenance of presynaptic active zone structure
Cellular component (GO): cytoskeleton of presynaptic active zone
Molecular function (GO): structural constituent of presynaptic active zone
Source: RefSeq, a predicted model, not a curated record
GCCACCAGUGGUAGAGCUGGCAAAGACGGAAAAGAGGGAAAGAUAGACAGCAGAGGUAGAGAGGAGAGUGAGGCCGAUACAGACGAAAAGGAGAGUGUUUCACCUCGGCUGACCGUCUCUUACGUGACGAAGCGUCCACUGGAGGUUUAACAGCGGUGGAAUAUCUGAAGAGGAUAUUUGACUAGCCCCCCGUUUUUUCCCCUUCUUACAUAGAGCGUAUUUCACAACCGAGGGGCAACAAGGCUGCUGCUUGAAGUGAACCCAGCCGCAGUGAUCUCAUCAUCCCUGGGCCUUGUGGAUUAACUCGCUGCCUUCAUCUAAAGGAAUGCUGUAUUGAUUACUACUCUCUAACAAAGCCCAUGGAUUACAGUGAGGGUGUUGGAAAGGCUUUGAUCACAGCUAUGUCAACACUGCAUCAGGAUAUUUCAAGUCAAGAAGAACCACAGUAGAAGACUGACAGGAGUUUGUGUUUCCAGCUUGUCUUCUAUCAUACUUUUUGAACUUUUAUACCUGAUUCAUUAAUUUUAUCCAGACACUCUUUUAUUCCCCCCAUAUAUAAACCCCAUAUUCUCUCAUUAUGUACGGUAGCUCACGUUCAGUCUCCAAGCUGGAUGUUGUUGGAUCCAAUGGUAACGGGUCAGUGUCUGGGAGUCCUGGCCGCUCCCCACGACUCCCUCGCUCCCCCCGCCUUGGACACCGGAGAAACAGUAGCAGCAGCUCCACUGGUGGACUUACUGGCUCCGGUAAAACCCUGUCCAUGGAGAAUAUUCAGUCUCUUAAUGCUGCCUACGCCACAGGUGGUCCUAUGUAUUUCACUGACACAGCUGAAGACCCAGUCGGCCUUGGGAGCUUGGGUAGUGGGCUGAAUCCCUCGCUGCCCAAAAGCACCAUGACGCUGGGCAGGGCUGGGGCCAGGGUUCCCUAUGGGGUUCGAGCUGCCAUCAUGGGAAGCACUCCUAAUAUAAACACUGGAGGCGGUGCAGUUAUGCCCAGUGAUGCAAUAGCAUUUGGAGGGGAGAUGCAAAGCCAACCUCCACAGGCUGCUACUGUGCCCCACUCCAUGAGACAGGUGAGGGAGGGUGCCAUGUCAGACCUACAGACACAGCUGAGAGAAGUGCUGAGAGAGAAUGAACUUCUUCGCAGAGAGCUGGAGGCUAAAGAAUCCAAGCUGAGCUCCUCUAUGAACUCUAUCAAGACGUUUUGGAGUCCAGAGCUGAAGAAGGAGAGAGCGGUGAGGAAGGACGAAGCCACAAAGAUGGCGGUCUGGAAGGAACAGUACAGAGUAGUACAGGAGGAAACACAGCAUCUUCAGUGCACAAUCCAGGCUUUACAAGAUGAGCUCCGAAUCCAACGUGAUCUCAACCAGCUCUUCCAGUCCGAUUACUCAGACUCCGGUCGUUUCGGAAACCAGGCCAUAUCUCCACAGGAAAUGACAGAGGAGAACUUCCUGCGUCUCCAUGGCGAAUAUGAGCGGCAGAUCAAAGAGCUCUUCCUCCUGAGGAAGACUGUGGAAGAAAUGGAGCUGAGGAUCGAUACACAGAAACACACUCUAACUGCCAGGGAUGAAUCCAUUAAGAAGUUACUGGAAAUGUUGCAGAGUAAAGGCCUGUCGUCACGGGCAACUGAGGAGGACCAUGAGCGAACAAGGCGACUGGCUGAUGCUGAGAUGACCAUCCACCAACUGGAGGGCUUGCUGGAGCAAAAAGACAAGGAGAUGCUACAACUCAGAGAGGAGCUACACAGGAGAUACGAAGCAGCUCCGGAAUCAACCAAGACUAAGGCCCUGCAGACAGUCAUCGAAAUGAAGGAUGCAAAGAUCAGCUCAAUGGAGCGCGGCUUGAGAGAGCUGGAGGAGGAGGUGAACAUGCUCAAGUCCAAUGGAGCUCUGAGCAGCGAGGAGAGAGAGGAGGAGAUCAAGCAGAUGGAAGUCUACAGAUCCCACUCCAAGUUCAUGAAGAACAAGGUUGAGCAGCUGAAGGAAGAGCUAAAUCACAGCCAAUCAGAGAAGGAGGAGCUAAGAGAACGAGCCAAUGAGCUUCAGCGGGAGGUGUCUGCAAUGGAACAGGUGAAGCAGGAUCUGAGUCGUAAGGACAGCGAGCUGUUGGCUUUCCGGACCAAACUGGAAACCCUGACCAAUCAGUUUUCUGACAGUAAACAACACGUGGACGUACUCAAGGAGUCGCUCACUGCCAAGGAACAGAGAGCUGCUAUACUACAGACUGAGGUGGAUGCGCUGCGUCUUCGCCUUGAAGAAAAGGAGUCUCUCCUCUCUAAAAAGAGCCAACAGAUAUCUGAGCUGACAGAAGAGAAGAGCACUCAGAAUGGAGAGAUCACCGACCUCAAAGACAUGCUGGACGUGAAGGAACGCAAAGUUAAUGUCCUGCAGAAGAAGAUAGAGAAUCUCCAGGAUCAGCUGAGGGAUAAAGAAAAGCAGCUGAGUGGGCUGAAAGACAGAGUCAAGUCUUUACAGACAGAUACCUCAAACACCGACACAGCACUGGGAACACUGGAGGAAGCUCUGGCUGAGAAGGAGCGCAUCAUCGAGCGGUUGAAGGAUCAGCGGGAGAGGGAGGAAAGAGAAAAGGGGGAGGAGAUGGAGUCCAGCAAGAAGGAGCUGAAGGAGCUGAGGGAGAAAGUCUCCCAGCUGCAGGCUGACCUCGCUGACCGUGAGACAUCUGUGUUGGAUCUGAAGGAGAAAGCUUCCUCUCUGGCGUCCUCAGCUCUGAAGAAGGACAACAGGCUGAAGAGUCUGGAGAUCAGCCUGGAGCAAAAGAGAGAGGAGUGUGUCAAACUUGAUAACCAGCUCAAGAAGGCUCAGAGUGCAGCGACAGAGUCACUGGCCAACACUGAACUCUCUGAACGCAUCUCCUGCCUAGAGCAGGAAGUGGCCCAACACAAAGAGGAUGCUGUGAGGGCCCAAUCCGAGGUAGAACGACUUCUCGACAUCCUGAGGGAGAUGGAGAAUGAAAAGAACGACAAGGAGAAAAAGAUCCACGAACUGGAGAGGCAGAUGAAGGAUCAGUCGAAGAAGGUGGCCAACCUGAAACACAAGGAGCAACUGGAGAAGAGCAAGAACGCCCAAAUGAUGGAGGAGGCUAAGAAGAGGGAAGAUAACCUGAAUGAAAGUUCCCAGCACAUAAAGGACUCCCUCCGUCAAAAGGAAGAGCGCAUUGAAGAGCUGGAGGAGGCACUGCGGGAAAGUGUUCAGAUCACAGCAGAGAGGGAGGUGGUGCUCGCUCAGGAGGAGCAGGCACGCGUAAAGUCUCAGAAACAGGUGGAGGACCUGCUGGUUGCCAUGGAGAAGGUGAAACAGGAAUUGGAGGUGAUGAAAGCGAAGCUGUCAUCAACUCAACUCUCACUGGCCGAGAAGGAGGGUCACCUGACUUCCCUGCGAGCCGAGAGGCGGAAACACCUGGAGGAGGUCCUGGAGAUGAAACAAGAGGCACUCCUGGCAGCUAUAAGUGAGAAAGAUGCCAACAUCGCCCUGCUGGAGCUCUCCUCGUCCAAGAAGAAGAAAACCCAAGACGAAGUGGCAGCUCUGAAGAGGGAGAAGGACAGUCUGGUUCAUCAGCUCAAACAGCAGACUCAAAACAGGAUGAAGCUGAUGGCGGACAACUACGAGGACGACCACCUGAAAGUUACUUCUCCAAACUCAGAGCAACCCAAUAAUCACAAGCCCUCCCCAGACCAGAUUCUCUCUCCUCUCCUGGAUCUCAAUCAGAAUCGCAGUAAACUGAAGCUGUACAUCAGUCACCUGACAUCUCUGUGUCAGGAGCGAGACCCAAUCAUAUUGCAGGACUUUGCCCCGCCCCCAGCCUAUCACCGCUCUGACUCCGCCUCCUGGCAUACGCAGCUGCACAGCAUGACGCAGGAACAGUUGGAGGCGGAGUUAGCGCUGUGUGAGAGGGAGGGGGCAGAGCUACAGGAGUACGCCAACCAGGUCCUGCAGCAGAUCGCUGACCGAUGCCCCGACAUUUUGGAACAGGUCGUCAACGCCCUGGAGGACAGCUGCUGACAUUCACACACACACACACACACACACACACACACACACACACACACACACACACAAGCAAAUACACCCUCAUUAAUAAGCUUACACAUAUGAUUCAUCAUAAGCACACAAAGUCAUUAAAAAGAA